Molecule: messenger RNA, 666 nt
Organism: Dicrocoelium dendriticum
Lineage: Eukaryota; Metazoa; Platyhelminthes; Trematoda; Plagiorchiida; Dicrocoeliidae
Source: the annotation of a GenBank genome assembly
GGACCGUACUUUGACCCCCUGAUAAUUCCUAUGCUCGAGAACGCCAAUCCCACAUUAUUUCCUCUGCGACCGCGUGAUCUACGAACCCUUGACGACCUAGAAUCGGUGGAGGACUCAUGGGACGGGACACGCCAACCGAUUGAUGCGGCCGAAAUUUUUGAGCAUGUUCGUGAUAUUCGUGACCCAGAGCACCCGCACACCUUAGAGGCUCUCGGCGUCGUCUCUGACCAAACAAUCGAGGUGGAUGAUUCUCUCGGUCGUGUCUCUGUUCGUUUCACUCCCACCAUUCCCGGAUGCAGUAUGGCGACUCUAAUAGGGUUGGCGAUCAAAGUGAAGUUGUUGCGCUCUCUACCCCGUCGUUUCAAGACGGAAGUUGUUAUAACACCUGGCACACACGACACGGAGGAUGAGAUUAACAAGCAACUUGCCGAUAAGGAGCGCGUUGCUGCCGCAUUGGAGAAUCCAGCUUUGCUGAAACUUGUAAAUGAGUGCUUAGCACCAAACCUCAAUCCGGAUACAGCUGUCCUUGACAGAUAGCCCAGGUGGAUUGCAUCCAAACGCUGUUGAACCCCAUACACUAUUGUGCACAUUUCUUGAAAUGCACCUUUCACUAUUUUUGAAGUACACUUCUAAUACCAUUUACUGUUGUCUUUCAUGCCGUUAUUU